CUCUCCUCUCAGUCUCUGUGAAUACUGCCUCAUCCACCUCCUGCUGAAGAAAAACCCAGAAAUGUUCAGCCAGCACUUCAUCGAAUGCAUCUUCCACUUCAACUCUUACAACAAACAUAAAUCCUACAACAGGUUCCGUCAGAGUGAGAGAGAACGAGCUCUGUUUUCCUUAAAAGGAGCUCAGCACCGUGAGAAGCGUUUUCGGAUCUACCGCUUCCUGUUGGAGCACUUCACAGACGCUCAACGAUUCAAUGUCACCAACAAGAUCAACCAGACUGUGUUGGCAUGCUUUGCAGACGAGGAGCUUCCUCUGGAUGCUGAUGGUGCUGAAAUCUUGUCAGAAACUUUCAGUGUUUUGAGUUUGAAGGAGAUGAAGCUGCAGGCCAUAUCUUCAUCCCAAGGAGGUGCUGCAGCUGAAGAACCUGAGGAGGAGAACAUGGCUGCCAUAGCCAAAGCUGUCCUACAGGUUGCACAAAAGAAGGUGGUGUCACAAGUCCAGAAGAGGGCCUUCAUCGAGAACACGGUUCCUCUCAUCAUCGGCUUGAAGAGUCUGCUUGAGCAGAAACGUUCUCCUGUUGUCAGAGACCUGAUGGCCUACCUCCAGGUCACCAUGCAGGACUACCGCAGCGAGGUAAAAGAGUUCUUCUCUGGAGACGAGCAGCUGGCCGCUGAGGUGGAGUUUGCUCUGCAAGCUGCCGAGAAGGAUCGAGAGAUGGAGGAGCUGAUGGAAGGCUGCAGCCUGGCAGCAGGCACCAAGAACCAGUCUGCUCAGGCUUCAGUCCAGGUCUUACCCGCUCAACCGAAGCGUCUCCUCCCUGUUGUGUUUGCGACCCCACAGCCGACACGGCCAAAGUUUCAGCCAACUCAACUGGCUCACACUGACAGGAGGGUGCAGACUGCACUACGACAGGAGGAGCCAUCCAGAUCAAUGACGUUGGAGGGAACAGUGAUGUUUAAAGGAUUGGCAAAGAACAGAGCCAUCAGCACACCCAAAGGUAUCGGCAUCAACCUGACCUUUGAAGGAGGAGUCAGCGCCAUCUUGAGUGAGCAGUCAGGUCUGAGUGAGGAGAGCAGCGUUCUUCAUGUUUGCCCUGAGGAGCAGCAAGCUCCUGGACUCCGGCAGUGGAAUGUUCAGUCUCCACUCCGUCAGAAGAAGAAACCAGCGAGAGCCUAGGUGCACAGCUCUGUGGUUUUGGGGGGGUUUUGUUGUUGUUUCUCUAAUUACAAACUGUUUUAUGUCCAAACGUUGCCUGUGUGUGAAUAUUCUUUCCUGCAUACUUUUAAUGUUUCUGUCAGACAGCUGUGGUAAAAGUGGUCCUUAUAUUUAACUUUCAAUAAAAACCAAAUUAUAAACUCUUAAGCCACUUUUAUUUUUUAAAUCCAUUACUUCCACUCAGGGUCUCUCUUGGAGAAUUGAGUUUCUUUUUUCUUUUUUGGGGGGGGUUUGCCCAACAAUGCACCAUAAAUAAAGAAUUUAACCACUUUUAAAAUGUACAUGUGAUCAUUUUGGGGUACUGCUUUUGUUCCAAGAGCUUUUCCAUUUGUCCUGGACUUUGGAACAAGUGUCAAAAUAUCUUUAAAUUUAUUUCACCACGGUCCAACCGUGAGCCUUAAUCUUUCUAAACAAGAGAUCAUUUAAAGGUAGGUGUGGUUCACACUGAUGUUUCAAACUGAAUUUCAAGAUUCAAGAUUUCUUUGUCAUUUCACCUUCAGAGGUAGAAAUUGGAGUGAAAUUUCAUCUCCACUCACUACGUAAAAACAGAGUUUAAAA
Molecule: messenger RNA, 1771 nt
Organism: Thalassophryne amazonica
Lineage: Eukaryota; Metazoa; Chordata; Actinopteri; Batrachoidiformes; Batrachoididae
Product: condensin-2 complex subunit D3-like
Exons: 11
Coding region: 62-1174 (370 amino acids)
Biological process (GO): mitotic chromosome condensation; meiotic chromosome condensation
Cellular component (GO): condensed chromosome, centromeric region
Molecular function (GO): histone binding
Source: RefSeq, a predicted model, not a curated record